GUCUAGUGACGAGGGCAGUGGGGGAGAGCUCAGCCAGCCCUGCAGGGUGAGCAGUCCAGCCCUGGGUCCAGCGGAGCUAAAACGCUACAGCCGGGAAAACUUCCAUCUCCCUCUCCUGGUUUUGAUCCUCACCGCACAGCAGACCCCAGGCGCCGAUCGACCUGAGGGAGGAUGAGAGAUGACCGGUCCUUUGGCAACCUGACCAUUUCCUCAGCAGAGCCUUCCAAAGCGAACCGGAGACUGGCCACACGACCCAGGAGGCGCCGCGCCUCUUGUGGAUGUGUGUGUAUGAGUGAGCAAGCGGUUGUGUGUGUGUGAGUGAGGGUGUGGGUGCGUGUGUGUGUGUGUGUGUGUGUGUGUAUGUGUGUGUGUGUGUGCGCGCGUGUGUGUAUGCGCGCGCUUGUGGUGUGGAUGGGUGUGUGCACAGCACAAUUGCGUGGAAGCGUGUCUGGGUGAGUGUGUGUGUGCACUCGUGAAUGUGUUUGUGUGUAUGUGUGUGCGUGCGUUGUGUAUGUGUGCUCUUGACUGCUAUUAUUAUUAUUAUCAUUAUUAUUAUUAUUAUUAUUUUGGAAGAAAAAUCCUGGAAAUCUGGGGCAGGUUAUGGUACCCCCAGGGUGAUUUCUUCUUUUGCAAGAGGAGCUGACCAGAGCAAGCCACUAGAGCCAUUUCCCUGCCAGCAGAGAGCAUUUUUCUCCCAGAAGAAGGAUUUCAACCCCGGGCUCUGCAGCCAAGUAAAAGAGAUUAGCCCCGAAACCUGUGAAAUCGACCAUUGCUGUGUGAUUACCCAGGCUUGGGAGAGGACUUGGAAAGAAAAGGAGAAAUAAAUCAAACAGCCUGUCAGUUCUUUUUGCCACGUCGGAAGAUGUCAUCUCAAACUAAGUUCAAGAAAGACAAAGAGAUCAUUGCUGAAUAUGAAGCCCAAAUAAAAGAGAUCCGCACGCAGCUGGUGGAGCAGUUCAAAUGCCUGGAGCAGCAGUCAGAGUCGCGGCUGCAGCUGCUACAAGACUUGCAGGAGUUCUUCCGCAGGAAAGCUGAGAUUGAACUGGAAUAUUCCCGCAGCCUGGAGAAGCUGGCCGAGCGCUUCUCCUCCAAGAUUCGCAGCUCCCGGGAGCACCAGUUCAAGAAGGAUCAAUACCUCCUCUCGCCCGUGAACUGUUGGUAUCUGGUACUGCAUCAGACUCGGCGGGAGAGCCGAGACCAUGCCACCCUCAACGACAUCUUCAUGAACAAUGUCAUCGUCCGCCUCUCCCAGAUCAGUGAAGAUGUCAUCAGACUCUUCAAAAAGAGCAAAGAGAUUGGCCUGCAGAUGCAUGAGGAGCUGCUGAAGGUCACCAAUGAGCUCUACACAGUCAUGAAAACCUACCACAUGUACCACGCAGAGAGCAUCAGUGCAGAGAGCAAGCUGAAGGAAGCUGAGAAGCAGGAGGAGAAACAGUUUAACAAGUCAGGAGACCUGAGCAUGAACCUGCUCCGGCAUGAGGACAGACCCCAGCGCCGCAGCUCCGUGAAGAAGAUUGAGAAGAUGAAGGAGAAGAGGCAGGCCAAGUAUUCUGAGAACAAGCUCAAGUGCACAAAGGCCCGGAAUGACUACCUGCUGAAUCUGGCAGCCACCAACGCAGCCAUCAGCAAAUACUACAUCCACGAUGUCUCUGAUCUCAUUGAUUGCUGUGAUUUGGGCUUUCACGCCAGCCUGGCCCGCACCUUUCGGACCUACCUCUCAGCAGAAUAUAACCUGGAGACCUCUCGCCAUGAGGGCCUGGACGUCAUAGAGAAUGCAGUGGACAACCUGGACUCCCGGAGUGACAAGCACACAGUCAUGGACAUGUGCAGCCAGGUCUUUUGCCCUCCACUCAAGUUUGAGUUCCAGCCCCACAUGGGGGAUGAGGUCUGCCAGGUCAGUGCACAGCAGCCUGUCCAGACAGAGCUGCUUAUGCGGUACCACCAGCUGCAGUCCAGGCUGGCCACUCUCAAGAUUGAGAAUGAAGAGGUUCGGAAAACCCUGGAUGCCACCAUGCAGACCUUACAGGACAUGCUGACUGUGGAGGACUUCGAUGUCUCUGAUGCCUUCCAACACAGCCGAUCUACAGAGUCCAUAAAGUCAGCUGCUUCUGAGACCUACAUGAGCAAAAUCAACAUCGCCAAAAGGAGAGCUAACCAGCAGGAAACAGAAAUGUUUUAUUUUACAAAAUUUAAAGAAUAUGUGAAUGGCAGUAAUCUCAUCACCAAGCUGCAAGCCAAGCAUGACUUACUCAAGCAGACCCUGGGUGAAGGGGAGAGAGCAGAGUGCGGCACGACCAGCAGAAGAGAUGGAAGGCUUAGGCCGCCCCACUUUCCUUGGCUGAGCUGCCCCCCUGCUCCCCACUUUGUGCCCCACCCAGCAUUCCAAGGAAGAAGAAAUGCUCGAACCAGGAACCAGGAUUCAGGACAAGCUAUACCACUUGUAGUUGAGAGCUGUAUUCGAUUCAUCAAUUUAUAUGGACUCCAGCAGCAGGGGAUCUUCAGAGUUCCAGGGUCUCAGGUUGAAGUCAAUGACAUCAAGAAUUCCUUUGAGAGAGGUGAAGACCCCCUCGUGGAUGACCAAAAUGAGCGAGAUAUCAAUUCAGUUGCUGGUGUUUUAAAACUGUAUUUCCGAGGACUGGAAAACCCACUCUUUCCUAAGGAAAGGUUUCAAGAUUUGAUAUCUACUAUUAAACUGGAGAACCCAGCUGACAGGGUGCACCCAAUCCAGCAGAUCCUCAUCACCCUGCCCCGCGUGGUCAUUGUGGUCAUGAGAUACCUCUUUGCUUUCCUCAAUCACCUUUCCCAGUACAGUGAUGAGAACAUGAUGGAUCCCUACAACUUGGCCAUCUGCUUCGGGCCCACCCUCAUGCACAUCCCCGAUGGGCAGGACCCUGUAUCCUGCCAGGCGCAUGUCAACGAAGUCAUCAAAACCAUCAUCAUCCACCAUGAAGCCAUCUUCCCGAGCCCGCGGGAGCUAGAGGGACCUGUGUAUGAAAAAUGCAUGGCUGGAGGGGAAGAGUACUGUGAUAGCCCACACAGUGAGCCGGGGACCAUUGAUGAAGUUGACCAUGAUAAUGGCACAGAACCUCACACCAGUGAUGAAGAAGUGGAGCAGAUUGAAGCUAUUGCCAAGUUUGACUAUGUGGGAAGGUCCCCUCGUGAACUAUCCUUCAAAAAAGGGGCCUCACUACUCCUGUACCACCGUGCCUCAGAGGACUGGUGGGAAGGCCGUCACAAUGGUGUAGAUGGACUCAUCCCUCAUCAGUACAUAGUUGUACAGGACAUGGACGAUGCCUUCUCCGAUAGCCUGAGCCAAAAGGCUGACAGCGAGGCCAGCAGUGGGCCACUGCUGGAUGACAAGGCCUCCUCCAAGAAUGACCUCCAGUCCCCCACAGAGCACAUCUCUGAUUACGGCUUUGGGGGGGUGAUGGGCCGAGUGCGUCUACGGUCCGACGGAGCAGCCAUCCCCAGGCGCCGAAGUGGGGGCGACACACACAGCCCACCCCGGGGCUUGGGUCCCAGCAUAGACACACCACCCCGAGCUGCUGCCUGCCCCAGCAGCCCCCACAAAAUCCCCCUCAGCCGGGGACGGAUUGAGAGCCCUGAGAAGAGGAGGAUGGCGACCUUCGGGAGCGCUGGCAGCAUCAACUACCCUGACAAGAAGGCGCUGACUGAAGGGCUCUCCAUGAGGUCUACUUGCGGCUCCACGAGACACAGCAGCCUAGGGGACCACAAGUCCCUGGAGGCUGAGGCCCUGGCAGAAGACAUCGAGAAGACCAUGAGCACCGCUCUGCAUGAGUUGCGGGAACUUGAGAGACAGAACACUGUCAAGCAGGCACCAGAUGUGGUGCUGGACACCCUGGAGCCCCUGAAGAAUCCACCGGGCCCCAUCAGCUCAGAGCCCGCCAGCCCCCUGCACACCAUUGUCAUCAGAGACCCUGAUGCUGCUAUGCGCCGAAGCAGCAGCUCAUCUACCGAGAUGAUGACCACCUUCAAGCCAGCCCUGUCGGCUCGCCUGGCUGGUGCCCAGCUGCGUCCACCCCCCAUGCGUCCAGUCAGACCUGUGGUCCAGCACCGAUCCAGUAGUAGCAGCAGCUCAGGCGUGGGCAGCCCGGCAGUGACACCUACGGAGAAGAUGUUCCCUAAUAGCUCCUCCGACAAGUCUGGCACCAUGUGACCUGCAGGACCGGUGACACCGCCGUGGCCCACUGCAGCACACCAUAGGCCUAGGGUGGCCUCAGUGGCUUCCACUUGCUUCCCAGGGAUCUCCUGGCCUUAGAGGGCAGAUGCUAGAAGGUCAGCCUGGGAGGGUGUAUGUCUGUGAAGAGCAGAGGCCCAGGCGUUAGCUGCAACUCCUACUCAGCCAUGUGAAUGCCACAGACUUCUUGUGGGCAAACAGACAUGCCAAGAAGUGCUGGAGCAAGAUCAGUCCCAAGGACAGUGUUUCCUAAGAUUGAGGCAGAUGCUUACCAGCUUCUCAUAUUGUCACUGGAAAAUUAUUCUCUCGAUAUUCUCUACAUACGUAUAUAUGUGUGUGUAUAUAAAUACAUGCAUAUAUACGCAUAUGUGUACGUAUGUGUCUGUAGGUGUGUGUAUAUAUAUAUUUAUGCAUCUAUAUACAUAUACUAGAGAGCUGGACAUACACACAUGCUAACUGUAUAUAGACGCUCCUUUUUUUUUUUUUCUUUUUAUGAAACUUAGAUUUACCUCAGACCCAUGCCACCAAACAUCUCCCACUCUUAUUUGGUGGGAUUUGCAGGGACUUCUCUGGGAGAACUUAGAGGCCCCACAGUAACUGCGAAUGAAGCAAUAUACCACUAACCUGCAGAGACACAAAACCAGAAACAGUCUCCGGCUGUCUCCAGAAGUCGUGGCCUUCCAGAACAGUCUGCCCCUCAAGGAAGGGUGGGGCAGGCAGUACCCCCAAGCAGGCUGCCCCUAAAGGUGGGGAAUCCUUCAUAGAAAACCCUUCACCCAUCCACCCCCAGAGACCCUGCCCUGUCAUCAGGAGGCCAAAGGUCAAUUGUACCCCCAAGGGGCACAGGGGAAGUUGGUGUGAAGACCCUUGAGUUUGUAUGCUGAGUCAGGAUGAUGAGAUGCUGUGAUUGGGGGAAAAAGAACAGGAGGAAACAAACAAAACCCAAAACAGUAGUAGUAUGGAGUAGAUCAAACCCUAGAAGUGCUAUAGGGAUAAAUCUGUGGUGACUAUACAAGUUUUACUUCUCUCAUCUUCAAAAUAUUUAAUGGUCUUUUUCCUCCUUGUUCUACGGAUUAUGCUUUGUCAGAUUUGGAACUAAAUGGGCAAGGAAGCGUUCAGUCACACCAUGUCUGUUAGAGAGCGGUCCACACUCUGCUCCCCGCUGGAGCCUCCGGUGCCCAGUCAGCCCUUGACCUCCAUCCUAGGACUGUGCUAGGAAACACCGUAGGCUGGGAUCCUAUGAAAAUGGCAGUGCUCCCCACCUCCCUUCCCUUCCUCUUCUUCCAUUCCUUCUAAAGCAGUUAAUGUAGACAAACAUGGUGGUAGAACAAGGUACGUGAUUCUGUAGUGUCGCAACAGCCUUCUGCAUGGCUCUUGUUUGAUUCUGUUUUACCUGCUUUUUUGUUGUCUCCAUUUUCCAGGUACUUCCAGAAUUGUUGGGUAAUGCGCCACAGGCAAAUCUAAUCCUAAUGGGACCAUUUCUACUCUCCCUCUGCAUGCCAAACCAAGGAUCUUUUCCUCCUCCUCUUCCUCCUCCUCCUCCUCCCCCUCCUCUUUCUCUUCUUCCUCUUCUCUCUCUCUCUCUCUCUCUCUCUCUCUCUCUCUCUCACACACACACACACCACACACACGCACACACACACAAGCACACACACAUACAUACACACACAAGCACACACACACAAGCACACACACUGGCUGGUUCUCUGCCUACCUCCAAGUUUUACAAUCCAAACUCCAGAAUCUGAGUCACAGCCUCCACAGGAGCCAUGUGACCCAUGGCUACACCACUCCUGUCACCUGCAGAUGCUUCGAAGUGCCAUCCUUGGCAUUUCUUCCCUUUGGGCUUGCUCCCACCAUCUCUUGGGUCCUCCAUUUAAAGGUAUCUUGCCCCCUUCCCCAGGGAGGGACCUAGUGAGCCACUGGUCCCUGGGUAUGGGGAGGGUCACCCAUUCUGCCUUGCCUGUGGGAUCAGCACUGAGUACACUGUGGAAUCAAGAAUGGGCUCUCGAAAUGAGAAUGUCAGUAAGAUGCCCAAGCCAUCAAGCCUUCCUUCCCUCUCAACUCCUGCUAUCAUGGGCCCUCUGUUUUUGAGCACAUAAAGAUAUCUUCAUUUUAUAGUUGAAGACAGUAAGGCCUGGGGUGGGCUGGGACCUGCACAAGAUAUGCCAGAUGGCCUAGUGGGCUGCAUUAUGCUCAGGAAGCCUUCAUUUCCAGGAAUCUGCUAUCUCUGCUAUGCAUCCAGGAGAUAAGACUUCUCUUUUGUAUCCCAGGGCUAUUUCCAGAUUUUUAAGUUCACUCACCUCCCAGGCAAAAAUGCAAUAUUCUCUGCCUGGGUACUAGAUAGAAGCAAAAUUGAGUUUACAAAUCUAUUACCCAACACACCUAUUGCCAGUUAGGCUGUGCGGGCUUGUCUCUGGGUUGACUGAUUUCAUUUUCCUUACUGCCUCUCCCCCAUGUCCCAAGAGCAGAGCCUCAGCUGUUUUCCUUGAGCAUCUAUCUUUCUCCCAUUGGCAAGUGGCUGAUGAAUUCACAUUUAGGGAAGCACACACACAGAUGGCAGAUGAGUCCCCAACUCUUCCAACCCCCAAUCUGAGCUUUGAUGCAGAACAAAUGGAAAAACACUGACCACCCCCAUCCCCAACACACUUCUUCAUCUGGUCCCCUUGCAUGUCUCAGCCACCCCCAGGUCCCAACUCAAUCCCAUCGGUGUCUAUCUAGUAUGAGCAUCUUCCUUCAGACUCCUGCCUGUUUUUAGUCCACUAUAUAUUGCUGUAUUUGUUAAAUGCUGGAAAGUAACUGUUAAAAUGUGAAACUGUAAUUUUUUUAAAGAAGGCUACAAUUACAUUAUAGCCAUUGCCACUCACCAAAUCUUUGCACCUAGUAGAUAGAUCGAUGUAAAAACAAAUACCAGAAACCUAAUUGUACAGUGAUUGGGGUGGGGGGUGUAGUAAUAUAGUUAGUAGUCCUCAAUAUAGCCAAGUGUACAAGGGGAAGUGGUGUCUACCAAUGUUCAUCACCAUUAUUGAAAGCUGUACUGAUCAGUUAGUUUAUAACGGGCAUUUAAAAAAAUUUAUUUUGGCUUCAUGGAAUGAUUUCUUAACCUCCAACUUACCCCGAGGUCAAGCUUUUUGUCUUUAUGUAUAACCAGUGUUCAGUCUGUUUUAGGAAUGAACCAGCAAGAUGUUCAUUUAAUUAAAACUGACCAAAGACAAUUAAUUCCUGGUCUAGUUUCCUGGGCACCGUGUGGCCCAGUUGCCACUAAAGACCUUUCUCCGAUCAAUUUGAGAACAAGCCGAGCUUCCGACCCCACUUGCCCUCCCUGCCCUCCUUCUCUUUUCCUCGUCGAGCUGCUCUGAGCUGUGGGAUCCUGUGAACAACUGUCGUCUUUCCUUCUCUUCAGUGCUAACUUUUCACCUUGAAGCGCCUUUUGAACCCCGGACAGAGCACACAACUGGAGGGAAUUGUGGGCGUGGGAAUUAAGACUAGGGAGUCUUUUUCUCCGAAAAGACUAAACCAGGGGUCAGGAGGGAAAUGGAUUCCUAAGGAACAGAAAGGUUUAUAUCCAAUGAAGAAAUCAAAUCGGAGUGGGAAGAGACACAGGGAAAUGGAGCCAUCCAUUGGCUACUGGCUGGAACCAGCAGUUCAGAGAUCUGCCUUAUAAACACUUAAACUGGUUUGUGGUACACAAAGGGGAGCUGGUGGGAGAGAAGCCUGCACAGAGGGCUCCCUUCGUUGGCAUCUCCUGGAGUGCCUUCUUGGGUGCAUUCCUUUCUCAUUCAGGAGGCAUGGAUGCAGAGGACACAUUGUGACUUGGUACUUGGUCAUCGCUGAGUGGCCAGCGUACUUUUGGAACAAGUGCUGGAAAACCCCAAGGACUAACACAAUAGUCCUCCCUCUCAGCCUUUCUGUUUCUAACUUCUCAUCUUCCAGAUGGUUCCACACGAGAGCAAAUGCCUCAUUCUUCUGAAAAACCAGAAAGGGGUGGAGUGGGGUGUCAUUUCUAGCUGCAGUAGUGGGUCCUAUCGGACUGGGAGGGAAAGGCGUGACAGGGAGGAAGAGGCAGGAAGAGGGUGAGCCAAGGUAUUGCUUAGCUGAUUUUCUGCUGUGCAGAGCUAAUGCUGACAGUUCGUGUCCACUUCCCUGGUUCUCUGGGGUCUCUUCUCCACUGAGAUGAAUUCCAAGUGGAGAAUUCCACAUACUCCAAGCUACCCAUGGGAACUGCCAGAAGGGACUUUGCUGUCAGUCUGAGACCUCCUGGCCUCUCUUAAGGUUGACCUGCCAGCAUACUCUUGUCCCAUCCUUUGGGACUGGCCAAAUGGCUAUUGCUGUCCUUUGCUGACAACUCCUUUCUGUGCAAACUGUCCCAGGCAAAUCACAAAGCUGUUCCUUGAAGUGGAACCGCCAGAGUGCACUUUCCUUCCCUAGAUGGAAGUGGGUCGAGGCUAGCUCUGCUACCCAGGCCCUCGUUCCAGGCAGUGUGACUGUUUACAUGGUUUGGCAAUAGGUUUGCUUCUGAUUGCUUCAGAGUGGCUGGUCUGUUUUGUUUGCUUUGCUUUCUUUCUUCCCCCAAAUUAUGACAGGAAAAAAAAAACAAACCGAAACCACCCUAGGAAAUUGCUGGUUGCCUGUCCCCAUGUGAUGCUAACUGUUGCCCUCUUCUGGGUAUCAUUUCUCUCUCUCCCUUAUGACCAAAUGCCCGUCCUAUAGAGUGUCUGAUUGGAUCCUCUGUUGCGUAUUCUGAUGGUGCCUGCUGGUUUGAUGUGGAGCUAUCCUGUGAAAUAAAACAGCUUAACUUUUUUC
Molecule: messenger RNA, 9001 nt
Organism: Mastomys coucha (southern multimammate mouse)
Lineage: Eukaryota; Metazoa; Chordata; Mammalia; Rodentia; Muridae
Gene: Srgap3
Product: SLIT-ROBO Rho GTPase activating protein 3
Exons: 23
Coding region: 863-4177 (1104 amino acids)
Biological process (GO): signal transduction; negative regulation of cell migration
Cellular component (GO): cytoplasm
Molecular function (GO): protein binding
Source: RefSeq, a predicted model, not a curated record